Caenorhabditis auriculariae is the source of this 3701-nucleotide messenger RNA. The record is from the annotation of a GenBank genome assembly. NCBI's taxonomy places the organism in Eukaryota, Metazoa, Nematoda, Chromadorea, Rhabditida, Rhabditidae.
AUGAACGAAACGGUGGAAGAAGAGAAAAACUGUACCUAUGUCGAAAGAUAUGAAGAAAUCGACCUUGUCAGCACAUACAUCUACCUCUUGGUACUUCCUGCCGUUUGUCUAGUGGGCACUCUAGCGGCCUGUCUAUGUGUCAUCGUGUUCACGAGAAAGCAGAUGAGGUACGUCAGAACAAUUUGAUAUGCAUGGUGUUCAUUAACUUUUUUUUUCGUUCAGCGGGUUUCGGAAACUUUGCUCUUUUUGAUUCUUUUUGUAUCAAAGUUCAACUUAUUUUGAGAAGAAAAAUUCACAAAAUAUCUCAAUUUAUUGAUAUGAAUUCAAAUUGAUUCAAUUCGCUUUGAGUCUAUGCCAGAAAUCAUCAAAAUUGCGACAAGCCCGUAAAAUUUUCAGAUCGUCGCUCAACAUUUAUCUAGCCGGGCUAUCAGUUUUCGAUCUUAUUCUACUGUCCUUUAGUGCUUUGAUCUACACACCUCUCCAAGGAUGUGUUCUCCAGGUAUCAAUUUUUCUUGAGAUCCUAUUCAAUUUCUUUCAAAACUUCAAAAACUACUUAGUCAAUAGAUAGAAGAAAACUCAAAAUAUUUUCAGAGUAGAAAAUUUAAGGUUUCAAAGUUCAAAGUCGACUAGUUCGUGUGUCUGAGCUCCUGUGGUAGGAGGACUUUUGUUGAUUUCUGAGACUCUCUAGUGUAUUGUGAUCUCUGACUUUUUUAACAGAAUUUAUCAUAGACCUUUAAAAUAUGAUCAGCACUGGGAAACUUUUUGAGCUCAUUUUUUCACCCGUUGAAGUAUACAUAGAUCUUUGGAUAACUGAUAAGUGAAGGCAAACGCAAAGUAAAUUCAAUAACGCGAUGGCGAAUUUAUGAGAGUUUGAUUAUGUGAAUGAUGAAGUCUAUAUUUGAGGCUAACACUAUCGAGCAGCAGUAUGUCAAAUAUUGAGAAAUAGGUUUUCUACUUUUUCGAUACCAUGAAAAAGAUGAAAUCCCCUGGAAACAUCUUCAAAAAAUCAUUUUAAGGGUCAUGGAGACACUGCGAUAUGCCAUUUUUUCUGGAGAUUCACCCCAUAUUCCUUGCCUAUCUCCAAUAUCGCUCAAGCCGGCAGUGUUUGGACUUGCGUGGCAGUUACUGUAGACCGGUUUCUGGCUGUGAAUUACCCACUUCACAGCAAAAUUUGGUGCACUCCCAAACGAGCAAUUUGCAUUUUGGCUGUCAUUACCGUUGUCAGCUGUUUGUUCCGGGUGAGAACGUUUUUCUGUUAGAGACGUGUUGAAACUUGGAAUGUUCAACUUGUUCAUGAGUUUUCGACGUAUACAUGUGGUUCUUAAAAAACAAUCAAUAUAUUCGAAAAUUAUCUGGCUUGCUCUUGAAAACUCAAAAGGAAGAAUACCUUCUCUCCAUCUUUAAACAACCCAAGAAAACUGAAGGAAUCAGACAAAAACUUUAUCUCUGUCUUCGAUAUAAUCCUUAAAAGUCAAUGGGUCCAUCCUCUCGCGAAUUCUUUUUUACUCUGGCUUCAAAUAACAGAGAGGCACUAAUGACGCUUUUCUUUUUGACUUCCGGCUGUAAAAAAUGAGAUAAUUGGGUGCUGAUAUGUAGGUCAUGUCCUUUUGAGUCAUGGAAAAAUGAAGUUUGAAACAGGAAAAGGACCGAAAAGACUCUUUUACAACUCUUUGAAUAGGAAUUUUUCGAAAGUUGAAAUUUCUUUUUUGCGAUAGGACACCCCGAAAUCCGUACAAGAAGCCGUUUGGGGGCUUUGAGCACUAAUUAAAAAAAAAAAACUAUGAAGUUAGGAAGAUUGAAACUUCCUGGAUCUUUCUCUAACACAAAAAAAGAAAGAGGGCUUUGGCCAAUUUUUUUAAGAAAGUCCCAGCCGAAAAAAAUUAAAUAACCUCAUUACUAAGUUUUUUUCUUUAACCUUUUGAGAAAGCUUUCACUGAUGAAUUCUUAAGAAUGAAAACCAAACGAUCUCUAGGCACCGAUGUUUUUUUCGAACUGACCACGAACGAAUGUGGGAUCAUCGCCAUGACAGGACUUCGGCGAGACGACGACUACAGAAAAUAUUAUGUCAUGUAUGGAUACGUCGCCGUGAUCCUUGCGGUUCCCUGGACAGCCAUGAUCGUUUUGAAUACGUUUGUCGUACUUGCCGUGCACAGAGCGUACAAAAUCCGCAGGACUAUGCAAGGCGGCAAAGCCAAUCAAGAAGAAAGGGAUCGCAGGUACUUUUGUGAUUUCGGUUUGUUGAAAAAAAUGCCGGAACGCUCAUCUAAAUUUUCUGGAUUCUUCAAAUUUCUGCAUUUUUUUGAAAAAAGGAAGCUAUCCGUAAAAUAAUUUAUUUUUGAGAUACCCCAAAGUUGGAAGAAAAUAGCGUUUCUUUAAAAUAUGCUUAAGGUGUACCUUGAUGGCUCUCGCAAUGAUUUUAACAUUUAUCGUGUUCAACAUCAUCGCAGCGGUCAACAAUAUUGCCGACUCUCUGGACAUCAGUUUUUCUGUAAACUGGGGACCAAUCGGCAAUCUCUUGAUUUGCUUGAACAGGUGAAGAUUUUAAGAAGUUUUUAUUUUGAUAUUUGGGUUUCAGCGCAUCAAACAUUGUGAUUUAUUCAUUAUUUGGGGCUCGUUUCCGGCAAAUGUGCGUCGUCAUGUUGUGCGGAAGGAACAGUAACUGGAUGGAAUGGCUUCGCACUGGAAGGUGAAAUUUUGAAGCUGAAAAAAGUUAGAGUCGUUUGAAAAUAUUUGCGGACAAGGCGUGUGAAUAUACACAAAAAAGAUAUUUGUGAAAAUGAAGAAAAAAAACUUUGUAUUUUCGAAAUCGAAGUCCAUUAGAUUCUUUGCCCUAACUCUCUUCAAAGUUAGGAAAUCUCAACGAAACUCGGAUAUUUUAUGAACUUCGGUAUAUCAAACUGUGCAAUUCUGAAUUCCAAGCGCUACAUAAAAAAUUGAAUAAUAAAAAAAUGCAAAAAAAUCGACUUUGCACAAUUUGAAAAAAAAAUUGAAAUCAAAGCUUAAAAUGAUACGAAAACAUUGAUACUUCACCCGUAUGUUGAAACGGCAACCGCACAUAUUCGGCGAAAAUUUGCAAGCAAUCCAUACAGCUGACAAAAAGUUAUGGCACAAAACCACAUGGUUGAUUUCUUUUUGGACGGUACUGUAUAUAAAAACUGGCGACCACAGUUUUCCAAAUUUCAAAACUGAAAAUAAACCUUGAUCAAUUCAAAAGAAAAAAGGUGAUAAAAUAGUCUAGUUACAGUUCUCGAGGGAUGGUAAGCGACUGGGACGUACGCGAUGGAACGACACGGAAAACCAGCCUCGACGCAAGCACCGCUCUUCUCAGCGCAAGGGUUUGAAUAAAAUCAAAUAAAAUUCAAUCCUAAACUCAAUAAUCGAUAAAAAUCGCGAUAUUUUCAGAGAAUGACUAUCGUUCAUUACGUUUUGAGCGACGUAAGUCUCACCAUGGAGUUGAUCAACCCCGCAUGCUUAACUUAGUUUAACAGUACUAACAUUUUCCUAACUAAUGAAAACUUUGGUUCUGGAACCCUUUGUGAAACAGAGAGUUCAUGUCUCAUUUUUUUUUUCAGAGCUCGGGACGUUGGAGCAGAAAGAGUCAGUUUGGAAGAGACGGUUCGAUCAGCAUAUGUGGACGAAGGGAUACUGUGCUUUUCUCGAACGUGCCUAGUAGGAUGUCCUUGCAGCAGCCUCUUGCCUAA